GUGAGGCACCCGUUAGCUAACACUGUCGCUUGACACACGAACGAUGCGACCGCGUUAACGAACGAUCAUGACAAACGACCAUCUAUUGCCGUUGUUUAACUGUUAAAUUGUGUAUCGGAUGCAGUGCAGAGGAUUUAAAGUGAAAAAAAUCGUAUAGAAAUAAGAGAGGAUUGUCGUUUUGCCGUGCCUUGCAACGGACAUGCCUAAGUUUCGACGUCUGGCGAGUGUGAAGAAAAAGAAAACCCUUUCGCCGGCUGCGACUGCGACUUCGAGUCAGUCGCACAGUUACAUUUACUUGAUGCGAUAACGUUUUAGAUGCAUCUGAGCUCAGUGGUAGUGGCGUUGGCAGCAGUGUGCGCGCUGGCGCCGGGCGCGGCCGCGUCGCCGGCCCCCGCGCACCACGUGGCGCGCCGCUCCUUCUUCAAGCUGCAAUGCAAGGGCAUCUACGACGCCUCCAUCUUCGCCCGCCUCGACCGCAUCUGCGACGACUGUUACAAUCUCUUCCGGGAGCCCUCUCUAUACAACCUCUGCAGGAAAGACUGUUUCACGACAGAUUACUUCAAGGGCUGCGUUGAAGUGCUGCAAGAAACUGACCAGCUCGAACUCUUCAAGGAGUACAUUAAAAAGUUACACGGGGCCGAUCCAAAGAUUUAGGCAGGAAUGUUUUCAGUCAAAAUACUUCGAUGGUUGUGUGGAGACUCUGCUACUCACUGACGAAAAGGAGGAAAUUGAACAACUUGUCGACUACCUCGGCAAACGCUAAGCUGCCAGCUCGCCGGACACCUCGCGAACAUAUAGACCGAGUAGCAACGACCGUCGCAGAGUGGACAACGACCAUCGCAUCAGUCACCGUGACUCCACCGCUUCGCCAACAAAAAGCAGAAACGACUGUCGACUUCCUCCGCCACCGACAUCUGCUUUCUAUCCUCAACGUAUUCUAGUCUUUACCGCGACAUAAAAAUUAUUUAUGUUUGCAACUAAUUGUAAUAUUAUCGUAAUUUGUGUUAGAUAAUUUGUAUACAAUGUUAGGGAUAUUUGUGUAUUUAAUAGUUUAGAUGGAUAUAUGCAAAUUUUUGUAUUAGUUGUUGGCUUCUAACUAGCUACAGAUGUGUAAAGUACAUUAAACAUUUCUUUUUUAUUUUAUACUAAUAGACUUUUUAAAUUUUUCACAUAAAUGUAGACAGACUAUAUUCCGGUUCGAUGCUGGCCAUCUCAUCCGAUCUGUUUUUGGAAAAAAAAACUAAAAAAGAACAAUAUUAUCCGACUGAAGUCAUUUUAAUUACAUUGCGCAUUCCAAGCACAGUAUUUAAAAACGCUUUUUACUUUUAGAUUUUGAUUUCUUACUAACAUCGCCUUUUAUAACUGACGGUAUUAAAUUAUGUAUUAUAUUAUGAUUUAGUGUUAAUAGGCUUGUAAAUAUAUUAAUCGAACGAACAAAAUAAACGGUUUACAUUAAAUUCAACGAUGUCGUCUAAGCUUGUUUGUAUAAAAUUGUUUUUUUCCUAUUGCAUUGGACGCAUUUAUAAUCUUUGACAAAAAACUUAAGAGGAACAAUUAAUUCGAAAUUUAAAAGACAACUUAUUGAAUUUAAUGUACAACAUGUUGUAAUAGAAUUUUUUUUUUAAUAUUUAGUUUUAAUUGCACAUUUUGUAUUUAAUGCAUCACAUAUGCUUAUAUUAUCUGAGCCAUAUUGGUAACUAUCGCAUCAACGAAGCAAAGAUUAUGCUUUACUAAUUACGAAAUGUUAACAACCUUUUUGGUAAGUGUUGACAGUGACUGGCAACACUAUAGAACAAUUUAGUCUGUGGUAUCUUCUUUGCUUCGAUCAGUUUUGGUUGUAUCUGCGAAGUUCAGUUUUAAGCGAUAUAUUAUACAAUUUAAUUAGUUUUUAAGUAUUUAUAAAGAUUUAUUUUUUUGUAUACUUUCGAACUAUUUAUUAUUUUGUUACUUUUAACGGUUUAUUUAUUAUGAAAGAAAUAAACCGGUAUUGCAUGCGACCGUACCAGUGAUUACGUAAAAAUUAUCUUUCCUCGUUCGUGUAUUUCUGAUAUAUUCUGUAAGUUGCGGUUUAUACUUACUUUUCUAUAUAUUAGUUUCGCCAAAACUCUUCUCUGUGUUCGAAUCUCAGCUAUUUAUAGAUUUCUUUUAGCGUUUCUUAACCUUUACCUGUUGUAUUACAGAUUAUAAAAUUUAAAACUCGAUUUUAUGACAAAUUGUAAUGAACCACAUCUGCCAUGUGUUAAAAAUGGUGCCAAUAGUUGACCCAAGAAACUAGUUUUAACGAAUUUAACUAAUAUUUAGACUUGUUAUAACAAUUUAUAGGACCUGUGAAGAUAUUUUAUAAAAAAAAUUAUAAAAAAAAAUAUUGAAUUAGUGAAAUAUUAUUCUAUUUGUAUAAAUUUUAUAUAAAACAGCUAAGAAACGCUACGGGUUCCACGAAAUAUAUUACAUUUUGAAAACGA
Papilio polytes (common Mormon) is the source of this 2462-nucleotide messenger RNA. It is a transcript of the gene ITP, whose product is annotated as ion transport peptide-like. Bases 316 to 654 code for a protein of 112 amino acids. Gene Ontology annotation, biological process: circadian rhythm. Lineage: Eukaryota; Metazoa; Arthropoda; Insecta; Lepidoptera; Papilionidae. Gene Ontology annotation, molecular function: neuropeptide hormone activity. Gene Ontology annotation, cellular component: extracellular region. The transcript has 4 exons. The record is from RefSeq and is a predicted model, not a curated record.